UGCUUUUAGCGCGUCCGACGUUUCGUUCCCUGCAUAUGCUCCCCGGCACACGCGCGCACGAUCGUUUCCUAACGCCAUGCCCGUGGUCACUGACACGUUUGCCUAGUGUCUUCUGAUCUGCCCAAUGUAGCAGCACAAUGCAAGCACCAAGUGGCUGUUUGUUUGGGAGAAAAAUUAGGUAAUUUGUUGCAUGAUUGCGUGCAUGAAAUCCCUUUGGUCGUUCUAUUCAAUCGUUUCGUCAUAAUCCAGAACAGGCUAGCUGUGUGUCCAUGUCCACCCCAACAACAGGUUCCGUCUGUGCGACUCAUUCAGCCAUUGUGCACUUUGUCGCUUGAUUCCGUCAGCUGCAACACGCUCCCAGCUCCCACGCGGUGAAGAUAUCGUCAUACAUACCCGGAAAAGAAGGGUCAAGAUUCUUAGGAACAUUGAAGGCUGAAUCAGCGAUCUUGCUGCUUAGUCGUUGGCGCUACGCCCGUGGAUUUGUACCUUGCAAGCAGCUGUCCACCCCCGCCACAGAUGCUAGCCACCUUCGAAGCUGUGGCCACGUUCUUCUGCACACGAUUCAGUGAGGCAAUGACCUGCUCUGGAAAACCCGACCGGAACUCUGUAUCGCAGAUCUACGCGUAGAUUUCGCUCAUCGUUUGCUCAGACGCUCGCCCUGGCCUGCUGCAUCGACCAGGAUUUCUUCUAGCAAGCAGCAUCGAUCGCGUAGCAUCGUUGACGUCGUCGCCAACAAAUCGUGCAACACCCUACCGCAGAACCGCGGAGCGUAAGUCGUCGGACGAACUCCGUAGAUCUACGCGGUGCAUCUAUCGUCUCUGGGGCUUGGUGUUGUCAUGAGUAUUGCGCUGCAGCGCUAGUAGGAGCAGAAGCCGGCCCGGCUGGUUGUAUAAUCACUCGAUACCACUGUGGCGUUUCCGAACGAGCAGAUCGGGCUCGCUCGUCGGAUCGCCCACCGACUUGGCUAAGAUACAACUGCAACUUGAACCAAGCCACAUGUAGGCACCUUGGUGCUGCUACUGUGACAGUGAGCCGGCUUUUCUAUGUUUCGGAAUACGUUGGGAAGCAAGCAGACUCGAGGAGGCGACAUGGCCUACGAUUUGAGACCAGGGCCGAAUGAGGUGAUCCAUUUCCAAGCCGACCUGAAGAAGCUCACGAAAAGCAACGGCUCGAAGAUCAGCGAUCCUGUUUUCAAGCCCUUUGCUAUCAUUGAGAAUGCACCACGACGCGAAAUCUAUCUGGCUCAUUGUGAUAGCAGUUACAAAGAGAAGCGUACUCGACUCCAGGAGAGCAUCUGCAAGGUGUCGCUACCCAGCCACAAGGACUUCAGCCGCCUGCCGCAUGCCCUACAGAUCAAGUUCUCGGCAGACAAGCAGCCGCCACAGGUGUACGUGAGCAAUGAGCAGGACUUCGAGAAAUGGUGCAGCUGGCUGCAGUACAUACUGACAAAGGCAGACUACAAGCCGCUGAUUCCCGUUCACAUCCCCAGCUGCACGUUGCCCAUAGUCGGCCCGGCUCUGCUCCACAUCACGGACGGUUCGAUUCUCUUCCUGCAGCCGUCGACCAUGAACCCGGUCAACGUGUUCCCGGUUCAGAACGUCACGUCGUUCGGCUCCACGCAGAAGGACGUCUGGUUCAGAGUGUGCCACUUCUGCGCGAAGGCCAAAUCGGCGGACAGGACGGCGAAACAGACAGAGUACAACAUGCGAAGCGACAUCGACAUGGCCUGCACUUCCUUCAUCGCACAGAUGCAGGAGGAGGGGAAGGCGCAAACGCGCGGCAUCUGGUCCAUGGGGCAGGCACUCAACUGCGAAUCGUUUCUCCUGAACCACGCCAAUGUUUGCACCGCUGACAACCUUUGGUUUAUAAAAUUUGAACCCCACUUCCUGCCCAAAAUAGCCACCAUUUUCAAGUCAUCCUGGAAGAAGCUUGCGCGCCAGGCGGGCUUCAAGGUCAGCGACAUCAAGGCCCUGGAUGACCUAGGUGGUACCAAGUCGACGGUCCACUUCCUAGAGCGAUGGCUGACCUCCUUGCCACCAGACGUUCCAUCUGAGCCCAAGAAGCUGUUGGCACUAACGGAGGCAGCGGAGCUGACAAAGGAAGCUUUGGACCUAAGGCAUAUGUUCCUAGAUAUUGAGCAUUCUUAUGCACGUGAUAGACCACGCUCACCCACUGGUUUUGAUCGUCACUUGAGUCCGGAACUGCUUCCUGAGCCAGCACCUGGUAAUUACGGCGGGUCGGUCGGGCAAAGCACAGCUCGCUAUGGGGAACAUACUAGUACUAACCGUAUGUCAUCGAGACCCCUACCAGAACCAGGUGCAUCAAGACCUCUACCAGAACCAGGUGCAUCAAGACGUCUACCGGAACAAGGUGCACCAUCGGCGGGUACACUAGAUGCACGAGACACUACACUGCGAAGUGCAGACAGUCAAAUAGGCAACCCGGACCCCUCGCACCCGCUGAGCAUGAAACUGCUGAUCGGCAUCGGUUUUGUAAUCGAAGACAACUACGCCGAGAGUUGGGAGUACUUUCCCUUGCAGCUCUUGUGCGAGGAAGACGUCAAGGUCAUCGCGGCCCAGAACGAGAAUUUGUCAAUUGCCAUGAAAGUGAAGAAGUGCCUCGAGCACUGGAAAAGCACGCCCGCGCGGCGCACGCCACCCACAGCGGAGAACCUCAAACGUGCGCUGCACAAUGCCAGAAUGCCCAAAGCCGCCAAGUGGUACCAAGAUAAUGUCGGCUCUCUCGAGUAUUUAUCCAAUGCUGUCAGUAGUUCUGUUGGCAACAUUUAUGGCGGUGCUGGCGGACAGUAUGGUGUGCUAGAACCAGACAGAACGAGCUCACCAAGCGACACACACCGGCAGCCAGCAUCACGGUACAGCACCCCUUCCAACACCCCAGCACCGCCUUCCAUGCCCCUGCCACGUCCACCCGAUCAACAUCAACCAACAACUGAUUUCUCGCCCAUCUAUCCACAGCCAACUGCAGACUACAAUCGCCCACCUGUGCCACCGCCUGCUGACGGAGAUCCGCCGUUCAGACACAUACCUGCUGUGACGCAAACUCCACCCGGUGUGUUUGCCGAUUCUCCACCCGUACCAGUUCGGUCGAGUAGCCGAACUCCACCCGUCCAGCGAUCGCGGCACCCUGCUGCCGACUUGCAGACGGGAAGUGUAUCAGGUUACUACGACAACCACAGACCCCACGCGAAAUUGACCGCGCAAGGGGACACGGCAGAUGUCACCGCUCGCCUAGGCCAGGUGACCGUACGGCAACCUGCUGCAGUUCCUGCACAGCCAAGGCCAAAGCAGAGGGCAUCCAAGAUGAUGUCACGAAACAUGCCUUCACCACUGGAGCACCAGGCGGUGUCACCCAGUGUAGAAUCGCCGCCACCACUGCCCACAGGUCAGGAUGAGCCGGUGUGCCCGGUCGACUCUUCUUAUGACAUGCCGCUGCCCAGCGAAAUGUCGGCGGCGGCGUUGGACGGCAUGGGAACGCACUCCUUGCCGACCCAGUUCAGGAACUGUCCACCCAGAUUAGCCGGGGAUUUCCCCAUGGACGACGAACCGGAUGGAAUGAUGACAUCACCGUACGUGAAUCAGACAGGCAGCGCGCAACGCGUGACGGCUCUAACCGAGGAGGACGAGCUACGCCAGCACUCCGACAGUGAAUCACCAAAGAUGCCACGGCCACUUCCCAGAUCAGGCCGCUCCUCGUCAGAGCCCGGCGGCUACAUGAACGUCAGCAGUAAUAAGCACGGGGCACUGCAGGAGGUGGAUCCGUUGCAAGAGAGUCCGUAUACCACGCUGCAUAAAUUUGGCACAUGAAGUGAGCAGCCCGCCCAGGUGCGACUGCAUACUCUCUGCACAGUAGCAGGCUGGAAAGUUGUUGAGAACCAGGACAGGCAGGGUGUACUCCCUGACCACAUGGAUGACCGUGCGUUGUGCGUGUGUGUGUGUGUGUGUGUGUGUGUGUGUGUGUGUGUGCACGUGCCAUGUAUGGAUCGCAAGCAGUGCACUUGAAACAAGCAAGCGUCUGACGAAAAGCAGCAGAAAAUGAGCCUCGUUAAAUGGAUUGGACCACACGGCCGCUUGAACAUUGGAUUUGCGAAUAGCUGGCCACACAGCGGCGGCACAGUAGUGAUACACUGGUAGUGCCUGAUCGAUACCUAGUGUCUGCAGUGCUGCAUUGUAAGCCCAGCUGUGAAAUCCCAACAUGUAUCUAUUUCCAAUGAAGCCUUGAUGAACAGUUUUGCAAGCCAUGUGUCCAUAUGUAAUUCAUAUUUAGCGGCCCCUUCACCCUUUCCUGUCAAAAUCCGAAUCUGAAUCCGAAUUUGAAACCAAUAAUAACCUGACUGACCUGCCGUAAAUCCAGUACAUAUCUGUCCACCUAGGCAAAGCUAAAGCUACAUAUGCAUGCUAUUGUUUGAAGGUUGCGAAGCCAGUUUGUUUUGCCUAUUUUGGAGUAGAAUGAUAACUUUUUAGAGCCAAUGGUUGAUUUUCAGGUGUACAUGACUGAACAGUCCUGCUUGAUUUUGCUUUGUCGUAUUGCCGGUCAAUGCCGUUUGGUUCUUUUCCCUUUUUUAGACUCUUCAGUACGUGCAACUCCUCUUUUUUAAUUAAGACCUCAACACGCCAGCUUGAUUUUUUUAUGGCCAUGA
Messenger RNA from Sycon ciliatum, 4657 nucleotides. RefSeq lists its product as uncharacterized. Lineage: Eukaryota; Metazoa; Porifera; Calcarea; Leucosolenida; Sycettidae. The coding region runs from base 1044 to 3824 and encodes 926 amino acids. The record is from RefSeq and is a predicted model, not a curated record. Gene Ontology annotation, biological process: signal transduction. Gene Ontology annotation, molecular function: protein binding. The transcript is spliced from 9 exons.